GAUUCAGAUCUUAUCUUUGGUAGACAAAUGAAAACAACGCAUUACCGUUUAGUUUACCUACGUGAAUGGCAGAACAAUAAGAUGAAGUGCGCUUUUGUGCUUGGUGUGCUAUUCGCCGUAGUCUACGUGAAAAUCGUGUACAAAAGUACUAAUAACGUUUGCAAAACCUUUAGUGACUAUUAUACUGAUCGGGAUCAAAAUGAAAACUGUUACCACAAUCCGGAUGAAUUUCUUUCAGUCCCCGGUAUUAUUUUGAGGAACGGUUAUCCACUCGAAACGCACACCGUCACAACGGACGAUGGAUAUAUAUUAACCUUAUUCCGUAUACCUUGGGGAAAGCGGACAACUCUACGGAAGAUCGGCAAACCGGUAUUUAUUCAACAUGGUUUCGGAUCAAACAGCGCAUGUUUCGUGAACCGACGUGAGAAAUCCCUAGCAUUUAUUCUGGCCGAUCAGGGUUUCGACGUUUGGCUGGGGAACUUUAGAGGAACGACGUAUUCUAAAAACCACACGACUCUAGAUGACUCCGACUACACGUUUUGGAAUUUCACUGUCCACGAGAACGGCGUGUUUGAUUUACGAGCCCAGAUCACGCACGUCCGACACGUCACCCAGCAAGGAAUCGUGUACAUCGGAUACUCAAUGGGUACCAUGGCAAUGUAUGUGUAUGGAGCGACCUAUCCUGACUUAAGCUCACAGCAAGUAGAUUUCUUUAUCAAUCUCGCACCGUUAGCCUAUUUGAAUGGAACCAGGAGUGCGCUUAGGGUUCUCUUUCCUUAUUGGUGGCUUGUUAAGCCUUUAGUUGAUUUUGUAACAGGCGGACGUUUUUUUGUUAGAGUUUUACCACGUGAUUUACUAUCUGUGGCAUGUUAUCCAUUACCAAUCCAAAUGAAGAUGUGUCAGAUACCUGAAUUGGUUUUAGCUGGAUUCAGCUACCACCAUAGCGACCCGGAAACUCUACCAAUUUCGUUAUUGCAAACUGCUGAUCUAAUUUCAAGCAAAACUCUAUCGCAUUUGAUCCAACUUUAUUCCUCGGGAAAAUUCCAGAGCUACGACUAUGGCGCUUACGAAAAUGAAAUGAAGUACAACCAACCUGAACCACCAUCGUACGAUUUAAGUAAAAUGAAAAUACCAACUUAUUUCAUAAGGGCCGAAAACGAUAUGGUAAUAACAAAGGAGAACGUCGAAUACUUGUACAACUCUCUGCCCGCAGAAGUUAGACCUGACUACAUACACGUAAUUAGAGAUGAAUAUUUUAACCAUUCUGAUUUCUUGACGGCAAAUAACGUUGUCGCAUUGUUGUAUAACCAUAUUGUAAAAAUAUUAAAAGAUCGUGGAUUGUAAAGUGAGAAUAAAGUAUUACUUAUGUUAA
This is a messenger RNA of Photinus pyralis (common eastern firefly), 1372 nucleotides long. RefSeq names its product lipase 1-like. NCBI's taxonomy places the organism in Eukaryota, Metazoa, Arthropoda, Insecta, Coleoptera, Lampyridae. The record is from RefSeq and is a predicted model, not a curated record. Gene Ontology annotation, biological process: lipid metabolic process. Bases 28 to 1344 code for a protein of 438 amino acids. The transcript has 6 exons. Gene Ontology annotation, molecular function: hydrolase activity, acting on ester bonds.